AAGUUAGUCUCAACUAUCAGAGAUCAAUGUUUGAAAAACAAUUGUGGAGGAAUCAAGCACAUCUCGACCGUUUUUAGACUGAUGGAUAUAGACUAUUCUAAAAGGAUAUGUUUUGAGGAAUUAGCACGUGGAGUGAAAACGUUUGACAUUUCGAUUAGUGACGAAGAGCUAAAACUUUUAUUCGACAUCCUCGACAAAGACAAGUCUGGUUAUAUUGAUUUUAAUGAAUUUAUGCAUAACCUUCGACCCGUCAUGAGUCUAUCAAGAAUUCAGGUUAUCAAUGAAGCCUUCAAUAAAUUAGAUGUUAAUAAUGAUGAUGAGUUACAGGUUGGAGAUUUACAAGGU
Messenger RNA from Lottia gigantea (owl limpet), 345 nucleotides. RefSeq lists its product as hypothetical. The record is from RefSeq and is a predicted model, not a curated record. NCBI's taxonomy places the organism in Eukaryota, Metazoa, Mollusca, Gastropoda, Lottiidae. Gene Ontology annotation, molecular function: calcium ion binding. The transcript has a single exon. The annotation marks the transcript as partial.